AUGUUUACGACUAUCGAGCCUCGCUUGAUUGCACUUCUGAAUGACGAACCCCUGGGAUGUCCCCCCUCUUCUCUCGAGCUUCCACCGCUGCAAGACCCUAAUAUCCUGAAAGCUUCUGGUCGACCGUUAUUACUUGAGCCUGGUACCAGCACGCGGAAUGUUAGUCCCGCCUCAACUUGCAAUACCCAGCGUACAUCUCGGACCAUUGAACCGGAUAUCGUACGAGAUGAGACAGGAAAGGAUUCAGAACGGUGCACCAGCAGUGAGCGAACCCUUGGUGUUACAUCCCCUCAAUCGCUGCGAAAGAUACUUAGUGAAGAUGUUGGCACCACCAUCACGUCGACAUCUAAAAAGCGAUCCCUUGUUGAAGCAAGUAAGGAUGACUUCGUGCAACUCCCCCAACCUCCUAAAAAGCAGAGAGCUACCAAGCAGGUAGUUCCCCCUAUCAUUAUCGGCCUUUUUGAGCCUCCUCCUCAAGCUACUCUGUUUCCUCCUAUCGCAUCGAGCUCUUUUCACGACAGUCACGGUCGGAACACAUUGAAUACGGUGUCCUUGCCUGUUAAUGGCGUGGAGCAAGUGCCGAAACCUGUGGUACCCGCUGAUUUGGAAGGACUCCCGGCUGAGAACAAAGCGCCCAAGAAGAAAAAAGAGCCGCGGACCAGGAAGAGAUGGACAGACGAGGAAACAAACAAUCUGUUGCUUGGAGUGAAAAAGCAUGGUCUUGGGUGCUGGACUGAUAUACUUGAGGACCCGGCCUUCUCUUUCAAUAGAAGGUCUGCAGCAGACUUGAAGGAUCGCUUUCGCACGUGUUGUCCAAAAGAGUUGCGAGGAGAAACCACCAAUGGAAACCCGCUUUCGGCAGUAACGGAAGAUCUUGGGCUGAGCGCGAAACCUCUUCGCUCAAAGUCAAGCUUGUUAUCUGAAAAUAUUCUGAUCGAUGAUGAAGAACUGCAGAAUAACCUGAAAACGAACGAAUCUAGCGCCGCUAGACCGAAAAAGACUCGCACACAUAGAAAAAAAUUAGAAGACCUUGCUCAGCUUGGAAUUGAAGGGCCCUUUCGCAAGUCCAACAGGCGUGAAAGAAGAGCGUUCUCUGCGGAAGAGGAUCGUAAUAUUCUUUUAGGAUAUCAAUUACAUGGCCCUGCGUGGACCAAGAUCCAGCGCGAUCCUCAAUUCAAUCUGAUUACCCGGCAGCCUACAGAUCUGCGAGAUCGUUUUCGCAACAAAUAUCCGGAGAGGUUCCGCUCAGAAGAUAAAUCAGAACCAACUGGCAAGUUAAAGCACAGUUUUAAACCCAGUUGUGCGCGGGCGAGCAUUGAAGUUAAUCCGAAAUCUACGGUCAUAGUAGAGUCAAAUUUCAACAAUAGCGCUUCGCAGAUGUCUCUGCCAUCUCCUGUUAGAAGUAGGACGGUAGAUAAGUCCAGAGAUCAUUAUGGUAAAGAAAAUGACGAUACUAUACCAUCUCACACCCUGUCAAACCUCCCAACAUCUGGCCGAGAGGGUCUACGCAUUCAACAGAUCAUCUCGCAAGAUAGUGGUCCAUCAUCACAAUCCUCUACUGCGUUCAAAGACAAUAUCGCAGCUUUCGCGGAGGCCACCGCUACAGAGCAAGGGGAGGUGUUACCUUUCACCCAGUCUUUUGAUUGGAAUGCUUCAAUGGCAGCCCCCUUUAAUACAAACAUGGGAGAGAUGGAUAUCUCUCGACUGUUGCUCGAUGAGUCGUGGAUUGAUCAUCCGCUGCCAUGUUCAAAGGAUAGACAAAACAUGUCGGACAUCGAUAAAGCCUCAAUGGCAGCAAACGCCGACGGACUGCCCAAUUCCUCAUUUUCAUACCUACUUGGCGAGUCAGAAGAAUCGGCACCAUUGGAGCAGACAGUGGUUCACGAAUCUUUCUGA
This is a messenger RNA of Glarea lozoyensis ATCC 20868, 1896 nucleotides long. RefSeq names its product Homeo. Bases 1 to 1896 code for a protein of 631 amino acids. Lineage: Eukaryota; Fungi; Ascomycota; Leotiomycetes; Helotiales; Helotiaceae. The record is from RefSeq and is a predicted model, not a curated record. The transcript has a single exon.